UAUGAGGUUUGUUACUAAAUUAAUUUUGUCUUUUUGGUUUCAUUCCUUGGUGUUGGUUAAUUCAUUGCAAAAGCAAGGAAUAGAAUAGCAAUAUUUAAUUCUAAGAAUAAAAGGAGAAAAGAUUAAGGAAUCAAAGAUGAAUCGAACUGUACACCAGGAAAAGCCUUCGCUUUUAGGGAAAGCUUUAAUAUUAAUGACAAGUUAUUAUGGCCCAUUUUAUGAUGAUGGUGAUAAUACAGGAGCCUGUUAUCCAGAGAUCUUUGAACUCUUUCAUAUCCUUGAAAAUAAUGGGUUCGAUGUUGAAUUUGCUUCUGAUACUGGAGACUAUGGGUUUGAUUGUAAAUCAGUACGGGAACCCUAUGCCACAAAGGAAGCGCUAGAUGUUCUGAACGAUCCGGAGAGCAUUUUGAUGAUCAAAUUGAAGACAAUAUCUCGCUUGAGUCGUCUCAAUCCCAAUGACUACGAUGCAGUUAUCGUCUCUGGGGGAUAUGGAUGCUACUUUAAUUAUUCUCAUUGUAAAGAUGGUCAAGGGUUUAUGAAAGCUAUGUUUAACAAAGACAAGGUUAUUGCUACAGUUGCUGAAGGUGUUCUUUUAUUAGCCUGCACUACAAGAGACGAUGGUCAUACCUUGUGUUGGAAUCGAAGGAUAACCGGUUGUACUUGGAGAGAUUCAAUUCAAAGCGGGGUGCAUGAUGUUAUGAAGAAAUUACAUUUUCCUUCUACUGAGGAUAUAGCCAAGGAAAGCGGUGCUAUCUUUAAAAGUUCGCCGGUGUAUCAUACAGGUGGCUUUGUUAUCGAGGAUGGAAAUAUUAUUACCGGAUCGAAUACAAAUAGUGCUGAAGCGGUUGCUAAACAAGUUUUGAAAACUUUGAAAAAACAAGCAUUCUAGGUAACUUAAAGAUCAUACUGAAAUUCCUAAAUAUCUUAGUCCGAAUUCCAAGGGUAUAUGAAUUUCCAUUUACUUAAUAUACCGUAAACUCCCAUUACGGCCUCUUGCUCUCAUCAAUCACGAAUUAUGAUCCAACUCAAUAACUACAAAGGUCAAGCUUUGUAAAAUCGUGUGUUACUUUCCAAACGAUAUCAUGCAAGAAAAGAACUUGCUGGACUUGGCUUUAUUCUCCAUAAUAUAUGUUGCAUAUUAAAUGAUACAGUGAAUAAAUAAACCGUCGUGCCAACAAGGAAGAGAGAACUUUACGCGACAGAGUGUACGUAGUAAACAUUUGUGAAUUUCUUAAAAAAUUUUGUCAUAAUAAUAGUCUUGGUUCUCAUUAAUUGUCUUUCCUUAAUCAAUCCUUAGCAUCGUGGAUUUUGGUUUGAUUACUAUAAGUUAUUUACAAAAGUAGCUAACAAAAAAACAUGAUGAUAUUCAGGUAAGUACUGGUUUUCGCUGAACUAAUAAACAAG
Molecule: messenger RNA, 1404 nt
Organism: Schizosaccharomyces cryophilus OY26
Lineage: Eukaryota; Fungi; Ascomycota; Schizosaccharomycetes; Schizosaccharomycetales; Schizosaccharomycetaceae
Product: ThiJ domain-containing protein
Exons: 1
Coding region: 137-889 (250 amino acids)
Molecular function (GO): glyoxalase III activity
Source: RefSeq, a predicted model, not a curated record